AUGAAACUGGACUGGACUGGACUGGACUGGACUGGACUGGACUGGAUCGGACUGGACUGGAUCGGACUGGACUGGACUGAACCAGACGCUCCGGGCACUGCUCUGGAGGCUUUCGCAGAGGCAUCUGUGCGUGGGAGUGACCAGAAGUGUACCGUGAGCGCGUAUAUUGAAGAACGGGCAACCCCAACGGCCCUCGGCUCCCCUCCAGAAUCUAUUGACACAACCAUCAACACCACAAUUCUUCUCUCGGCCUCGACCUCGACCUCGUCCAUCUCUCUUCUACCCUCCGCAACUCUCCCCCCUCCCCCCCAACCAUCUCUCUCCAAAAUGUCUCUCAACCUCGAAAAGCAAUUGUGCUUCUACGGAGCCUACCACCACAAUAGCGUCAACAUCGGCAUCCACAUGCUAUGUGUGCCACUAAUCCUCGCCAGUUCUAUACUGCUUGCCACCAACACUCCGACCGUGAUCCCUCUGCCUCACUGGCUCACGAUUCCUAAUCUCCCUCUGAACUUUGGCACCAUCGGGGCAAUCUUAUACAGUGGCUUCUAUAUCCUCCUAGAGCCUGUUGCAGGCAGCAUCCUCCUGCCAGUCAUUAUCGGAUGGACUGCUUUCGCAAACCACCUUACCUCGGCGUCGACCAGCACUUUCGCCAAUCUAGCUAGCAUCGCAGUCUUCGUCGUGUCUUGGAUCGCCCAGUUUGUCGGUCACGGUGUAUACGAGGGCCGGGCACCCGCGCUGCUAGACAAUUUGGUUCAGGCCUUGGUCCUGGCCCCAUUCUUUGUUUUCAUGGAGGCCCUCUUCACCUUCGGCUACAGACCGGAGUUGCAGAAGAGAGUUGCCGCUGGUGUGGACAAGGAGAUCAAGAGGUUCAGGGCAGAGAAAGCGCAGAAUGGGAACGGAGCCGCCAAGAACGUAAUCUGGGACGAAGCAUCACACGAUUGCGGGGUACGGUACGGCUGUGAGGAAGGGAAGGCACUGCGAGAAUCUUUCUGUUUUCUCCCACACCCGGCGUAG
This is a messenger RNA of Drepanopeziza brunnea f. sp. 'multigermtubi' MB_m1, 1014 nucleotides long. RefSeq lists its product as uncharacterized. The record is from RefSeq and is a predicted model, not a curated record. Gene Ontology annotation, biological process: sphingoid catabolic process. Gene Ontology annotation, cellular component: endoplasmic reticulum. Lineage: Eukaryota; Fungi; Ascomycota; Leotiomycetes; Helotiales; Drepanopezizaceae.